Trypanosoma rangeli is the source of this 1074-nucleotide messenger RNA. RefSeq lists its product as uncharacterized. The transcript has a single exon. The record is from RefSeq and is a predicted model, not a curated record. Bases 1 to 1074 code for a protein of 357 amino acids. NCBI's taxonomy places the organism in Eukaryota, Euglenozoa, Kinetoplastea, Trypanosomatida, Trypanosomatidae.
AUGAGCGAGGCGUUUGAGAUGCUGUGUUUUGCGGCACUUUCAUCCACCGUCCACGCUGACGCUGUAGGAUGUCUCUUGGAUGACAUUCACUCCGUCGUGUUUCGGAUUGCCGCGGAUGCGGAGCAGCUGGAUGCCCUUGAAGGGCAGCUGGCCGGACUGCUGGAGGAGCAGCGACGCCUGCACGCCGUUCGUGACGUGUUGAGUCGUUCGAGGACUGCGCGAAGUAAGGCGGUACCUGCUCGACCUGACAAGCACCCCACACGGGGUGGAAAGUCAGAAAUGCGAAACGUUGAUGCUUCCCCAGGUAGGGGAUCUGCCUCUUCAAUCGCUGGAAACGUUUUGCGCUUCGCCGCCAAUGCUAAAACUGAAGAGGAUGCUUGCACAAAGACGCCGUCGGCACGGCGAGAUCGUCUGGUGACGGGGGGGACGUCAUUAGACAGCACGCAAGAAGUAAAGGAUACGAACGAGGAGGAAACCAUCGAUGAGCUGGUGGAGCGCGUGAAGUCCGAGAUACGCGUGCUCGAUAGUAUGUCUGUCAAGACGAAGUUGCGUGAGUUAGAGUUCCUUAAGCGUCAGGUAAAAGAUUUGGAUGCGAACGCCGUCAUGAAAGACUACGUAGAACCCUUUAACUUCAAUAAGGAUGUGGAGCGGCUUUGGGAUGCCAAGAGUAAUAUUUUGAACAGUGCAAACAUGGACCUGUUUAUUUCCCAGGCGUGCCAACGCUUUUCAGGACGCUGCACAGACGCGUUGAAUGUCAUUGGUGACUUUUCAACGUACGAAGAGGAUGAUGCCGCGCGGGUACUUGGGUCCUUGCUAUACAUUGAAGCAUUAACCUCCUUGUAUAAUUACGACGCUGCUGCUGUGCGGACUUUGCAGGGCUUGGCCAAAGAUGCACUUUUGAGGUACUACAGGGAGAAGAGACGUGUCGUGACGGUUGAUACCACCGUGAGACGUAGUCGUGUAGAGACGGUUCUGGGCUCAGAAGAGUUUAGUUUUUACCUGAAGAUUGGUGGAGUUCUCAGGUUCUUGAUACUCCUGUGGCCAUUCAGUUGCCACCGGCAAGGCACAUCCUGA